Molecule: messenger RNA, 1269 nt
Organism: Entelurus aequoreus (snake pipefish)
Lineage: Eukaryota; Metazoa; Chordata; Actinopteri; Syngnathiformes; Syngnathidae
Exons: 1
Coding region: 1-1269 (422 amino acids)
Source: RefSeq, a predicted model, not a curated record
AUGUUCACCGCAAACACCCCACCCCCCUCUCGUCCUCCUUCUCCCCUCAACCUCCGGACAAACACCCCAUCCCCCCUCUCGUCCUCCUUCUCCCCUCAACCUCCGGACAAACACCCCACCCCCCUCUCGUCCUCCUUCUCCCCUCAACCUCCGGACAAACACCCCACCCCCCUCUCGUCCUCCUUGUCCCCUCAACCUCCGGACAAACACCCCAACCCCCUCUCGUCCUCCUUCUCCCACUCAACCUCCGGACAAACACCCCACCCCCUCUCGUCCUCCUUCUCCCCUCAACCUCCGGACAAACACCCCACCCCCCUCUCGUCCUCCUUCUCCCCUCAACCUCCGGACAAACACCCCACCCCCCUCUCGUCCUCCUUGUCCCCUCAACCUCCGGACAAACACCCCACCCCCCUCUCGUCCUCCUUCUCCCCUCAACCUCCGGACAAACACCCCACCCCCUCUCGUCCUCCUUCUCCCCUCAACCUCCGGACAAACACCCCACCCCCCUCUCGUCCUCCUUCUCCCCUCAACCUCCGGACAAACACCCCAUCCCCCCUCUCGUCCUCCUUCUCCCCUCAACCUCCGGACAAACACCCCAUCCCCCCUCUCGUCCUCCUUCUCCCCUCAACCUCCGGACAAACACCCCACCCCCCUCUCGUCCUCCUUCUCCCCUCAACCUCCGGACAAACACCCCACCCCCCUCUCGUCCUCCUUCUCCCCUCAACCUCCGGACAAACACCCCACCCCCCUCUCGUCCUCCUUGUCCCCUCAACCUCCGGACAAACACCCCACCCCCCCUCUCGUCCUCCUUCUCCCCUCAACCUCCGGACAAACACCCCACCCCCCUCUCGUCCUCCUUCUCCCCUCAACCUCCGGACAAACACCCCACCCCCCUCUCGUCCUCCUUCUCCCCUCGAACCUCCGGACAAACACCCCACCCCCCUCUCGUCCUCCUUGUCCCCUCAACCUCCGGACAAACACCCCACCCCCCCUCUCGUCCUCCUUCUCCCCUCAACCUCCGGACAAACACCCCACCCCCCUCUCGUCCUCCUUCUCCCCUCAACCUCCGGACAAACACCCCACCCCCUCUCGUCCUCCUUCUCCCCUCAACCUCCGGACAAACACCCCACCCCCCUCUCGUCCUCCUUGUCCCCUCAACCUCCGGACAAACACCCCACCCCCCUCUCCCCUCAACCUCCGGACAAACACCCCACCCCCCUCUCGUCCUCCUUCUCCCCUCAACCUCCGGACAAGAAACAUCUGCUUUAA